This is a messenger RNA of Brassica oleracea var. oleracea, 2062 nucleotides long. RefSeq lists its product as uncharacterized. The transcript is spliced from 14 exons. The record is from RefSeq and is a predicted model, not a curated record. Gene Ontology annotation, cellular component: chloroplast envelope. Bases 104 to 1636 code for a protein of 510 amino acids. Lineage: Eukaryota; Viridiplantae; Streptophyta; Magnoliopsida; Brassicales; Brassicaceae.
UCUCCAGGCAAUCGGAAAAAAAAACCCGAAAGCUUCGAUUUUGAGCCAUAUAAAACGUCUCCCAUGGUUAAAGAAGAAGACUUUAAGCUGUAAUAACUAGAGAAUGGCUUCUGUCUCCACAUGCUUAAUCAUCUCCCCUAGGCUAACUCCACCCCUCUUCUCACCAAAGCACAAGCCUUUGACUCGCCUCAGAUCUCCUCUCGAUCAUCAUCACUCCUUCCCCAGAAUAUUCACCAGCCGUAGAAUCUUGGCGGUUAAGGCGGCGAGUAUAGACAAGGUAAUCAAACCGGGAGGACUCGUGGAGAGCGACAAGUUACCUACAGAUGUUCGAAAACGAGCAAUGGAAGCUGUGGACGAGUGUGGUCUGAGAGUCACCGUCGGUGACGUGGCGAGCAGAGCGGGGUUGAAAGUCACCGAAGCUCAGAAAGCGCUUCAAGCUCUCGCGGCUGAUACUGAUGGGUUUCUCGAGGUAUCGGAUGAAGGUGAUGUGCUUUAUGUUUUCCCAAGGGACUAUCGGUCUAAGUUGGCUACCAAGUCGUUACGGAUACAGAUUGAACCUUUUCUUGAUAAAGCUAAGGGUGCUGUGGACUAUUUGACACGUGUUACGUUUGGGACGGCGCUUAUUGCGUCUAUUGUUAUCGUCUACACUUCAAUUAUACUCUUGCUUUCAAGCAGAAGCGAGGAUGAUAAUCGUCAAAGGAGACGUGGGCGUGGAUAUGAUUCUGGAUUCAAUUUCUACUUCAGCCCUGUUGAUCUGUUUUGGUACUGGGAUCCAAAUUAUUACAGAAGGAGACGAGCUCGUGAAGAUGAGGGAAAGGGAAUGAAUUUCAUUGAAUCUGUUUUCUCCUUUGUGUUUGGAGAUGGAGAUCCUAAUCAAGGAAUUGAAGAAGAGAGGUGGCAGAUGAUUGGGAGGUAUAUAACUGCUAGAGGAGGUGUUGUUGCAGCUGACGAACUUGCUCCAUACCUUGAUCUGCCAUCUUCCAAGAGUUCUACGAGCGAUGAAUCCUACAUUCUUCCUGUUCUUCUUCGGUUUGAUGGUCAACCUGAGUUGGAUGAAGAGGGAAACAUACUGUAUCGCUUUCCGUCGCUGCAACGCACAGCUUCUGGAUCUAGUAGACGAAAGGAAUACGUGGGGAAAUGGUUUGACUUUGUUGCAGAUAUGGACAAGUUUUUCAAGGAGAAGAAAUGGCAAUUCAGUAAAGCAAGUUCGACAGAGAGAGCAAUGGUCAUUGGCCUAGGCGCUGUUAACCUCUUUGGUGUUAUUGUUCUAAACACCCUCCUAAAGGAGAUGGCUUUCAGACCAAGUGGAUUUAUUACAUUUGUUAAAAACAUAUAUCCACUACUACAGGUAUACGCAGGUUCAUUCUUUGUGAUCCCUUUGGUUCGGUGGCUUUCAGUGAAGAGGAAAAAUGAUCAGAUAGAGAGUAGAAACAAAGCUCGGCUGCAGUUUGCACGAGCGCUUGAAUCUCCAGAUAUCACACUACGCCGUAAGCUGCUGAGCGCAAGGGAUAUGGCUCAGAAGACAGUAAUAGGGAAGGAGAGGAUAGUGUACAGUACAGAGAGAGAUAUGAUUGGACAAGACUAUGAGGCAGAGGAAUGGGACAGAAGAUUCCGAGAAUUGGACAAAUCAGAUUGACAAAUGUAGAAAAAUCUGUUUUGGAUUUGAUUCCAGGGACAUGUGACAGCAACUCACACACUCCACCCGCAAGCACAGAGCUGUCUCUCCUAUAGCUUACUUAGGCAAUCAUCAAGUUGCUGUGCGGUGAGACAAAAGGCAUGGGGUACAUAACUAUAUAGAGAUUCUUCAUCUCUUUGAGAAAGAGAAUCAAAUGGUUUUCAUAGGUAUCUUAGGUUGAAGACCAUAUCGGUGAUGCUUCAGAGCUCGUUUCUAACACAAGUGACAUAACCAUACCAGCAAGCUUGGUCUUUGUUUAUAUAAUCAUUAUUCAAGAGUAGAUUGCUUGUUGCUGACAGUUUCCAACGAUAGGUUAUUAUAUGUAGAGUGAUGUGUGUAUACAAAAGUCCAUUUCUGACUUCAUCAUGAUACACUUUUUGUAUUUUA